Messenger RNA from Carassius carassius (crucian carp), 962 nucleotides. RefSeq names its product coiled-coil domain-containing protein 106-like. Gene Ontology annotation, cellular component: nucleoplasm. The record is from RefSeq and is a predicted model, not a curated record. Bases 96 to 962 code for a protein of 288 amino acids. Lineage: Eukaryota; Metazoa; Chordata; Actinopteri; Cypriniformes; Cyprinidae. The transcript has 4 exons.
ACUGUUCUAGCCAAAGUUGUACAGAACUGGUAGUUUACGAAUGUAGCUGACAUGACAUGGUGUUUGUGUUCUUUGCUUUGCGCAACUUUAUUUAGAUGAAAACUCGUUUCAGCAAAAGAGCACAUGGUGGAGUGAUGGAGGCCAAGGAAGGUAAAGAAGAAGUACAAGUUGUGGAUGAUGCGAUUGCGAAUGAGGGCCUACAACAAGAUGUGGAUGAUGUCCCUGUUGGCCCAAAGAGAAAGAAGACAGUCAAACAUUCCCCGAGGAAAUUAUUGUCACCAACAGGAAUGUUGGAGUUGGCCAAACUAAAAGAACAGACCAAGAUGGAUCGACAGAAGAUUGAACACCUCGAGGACCGCAUUAAAUACCUGGAAGAGGCCAACAGUGAGCUAAAAAACGACAAGGAUUUCCUGCUUUCACAAAUUAAGGGAGCCCCCAGUGCACCUGCAUCUACUGGAAAGUCAGGUUUCAGAAAGACUGCUCACAUUCCUUCUUCAUCUUCACCUUCAAUGUCUCCACCCCCCUCCUCUUCAUCCUCAGACUUCAGCUCCUCAUCAUCCUCAGAAGAGGAGCAGCAGAAGAAGAAAAAGAAGAAGAAGGAGAAGAAAAAGUCAAAAAAAUACACUGACUCACACAGCCGUUCAAGAAUGACCACAACGGAUGGAAUCAUCCGCCGCUACAAGAAUGCCCUUAAGAGAUUCACCAAGUUUGGAUCCAUGAAAAAGGCCUUUGCCAAAAUUAAUGUUGACCGCAACACAAUUGCAAGAACAGCUAUAAUUGCUGAGCUAGCAAUCACAUAUCCUGAUACAUUUCAGGAGCUGCUCCCUACAGAUGAAGUCAAUGAGAAGAUCUCAGAAUUUGCAGGGCGCUGCAAGAGGGCUAUGACAAAAGAGAUGGCUGAAACGAUCACAGCAAAGAAAAAAAGUGGACAACUCCUCCCAAUAAUGUACAAGUACACCUAA